Messenger RNA from Penicillium robsamsonii, 2970 nucleotides. RefSeq lists its product as uncharacterized. The record is from RefSeq and is a predicted model, not a curated record. Gene Ontology annotation, molecular function: transmembrane transporter activity. The transcript is spliced from 4 exons. Gene Ontology annotation, biological process: transmembrane transport. NCBI's taxonomy places the organism in Eukaryota, Fungi, Ascomycota, Eurotiomycetes, Eurotiales, Aspergillaceae. Bases 1 to 2970 code for a protein of 989 amino acids.
AUGUCAUCCUCAGUUGCAGCUACCUCUUCCUUUUCACAAUUGAGCGCCCAUUCCAUGGGCUUCUGCUCCACUUCAUCCACCUCCUCGCCAUUUGACGGGCCCGUUACAAUUGAUAAAACGGGGUUUCUACAGUCAGCACUCCGCGCUGGAGGCCCUUACCUAUGCUCGUUACCAGCUCAUACGGAUACAACUGAUCCUCAUUAUGACGCCGACACUGUGUCUCAGAUCGAAGGAUAUGCAGCACAAGUCUUGCGUGAUCUUCAUCUGCGGUAUCAGGAUAUUGGGCUUAUGGGAAGACACUCAAAGGUUGAACCCGAGCCUAAACAAGUCACAACCGUGCUUGUCAGAAUGCCAAACGUACCACAGCCAGAAUUGUGGUACCGAGCUGCAAAACAAAUCAACCGGCUGCUAACACGCCACGGUCAUCCUGGAAUCUCGGUUGAGAUGAUUGAAACAGACUUGUUCAAUGGAAUAUAUUGUUCGCCCGUUGAGUCGAGCCACUCCAUCUCCCCUAAGUGGAAGAGCCUCGCGCAGGAGAUCGUGGCCCGUUGUCCCAACAAAGAUGAUUGGACUGGCUUGGACUGUUUUCGGUAUGGAACAAACCCCCAUCGGAAUUCCAACCCAGUGACAGUCAUCAUCCGUGUGUGCAAAACAAGUCAAAAUUCGUUCGUUACGGCAGCCCGAUACGUUCACGGUAUUCUUGCAGCAUUCGGCGAAGCAGAAGUGGAUGUUUUGUUCACCAAAGACGGCACCAAAUCAUUUGUCCUGAAUCCAAUCCUUCCCCCUGAGGCUACUAGUGGAUCGGUUUACCCCGGCGUGAGCAUUGGAAUUCAUAAUAGCUCAGCAGGCUGUUUCACCUUGGGUGGCUUUGUGCAACUCCGAUUCAAACACCGAAAGGAUUGGAAUACAUAUGCCCUUACCUGUUUCCAUUGCGUGUGCCCGCCACCGAUGUAUCGUGGAGAUCGCUAUCUUCAAAGUGACGAUGCCCAAAGGGCGUUUGAGAGGUGGGAACGACACCCCCUGACAAUGCACGACAGUCCUUCGUUCCUUGAUAUCGCCAAACGCAUUCUCCGAAUUGAUCACCCAGCACCCCGAGAUCUGAGGACCACGAUUAACUCACUGAACCGGUCAAUUAGAGCCCUGAAGGAUGAUUCUUUCUACGCCUCAAAGGCCGAGAUCGACAAAGGAGACAAUGGGUGGUUACCAGAUUCUGCUAGGUAUGGGUAUGAGGCUGCGCUCCACUAUAUUCGAGAUCUGGAAAAGCGACGGGACAGAUAUGCGGAAAUGCUGCAGAAUGGAUCAUACUACCUCGGGCAUGUCGUUGCCGGAAGUGGCAUGAAUCGCACGCGACUUGAUGAGGACAAGCGUCGAGUGGCCGUUGACUGGGCUCUGAUUCAAAUUUCGAGCAAUAGAAUCCACCGACAAAUGCAUGGAGAUUGUGUCUCAGGCAACAAUGCGUUCCAAUACAGCAACGAACCGACCAACCCUCGAUAUUAUGGUGGCUCGAUUGGGAAUGUUCUCGAUGGGUUAAAUCUUUACAAGUCCGGGCGAUCUACUGCUAUGACGGCUUCUGUGUAUCACGGCUUGGAAUCAGUUGAGCUUGAGCGACUAAAAAGCAAAAAGGGUCCUGGCUACAUUCUCGGAAUCACAUGGGUUUCCAAAAUGGCAACGCCUGAGAAUUCAUUUCCAUUCGCGGAACAUGGAGACUCUGGUGCAUGGAUAACAAGAAUGGAUGGGAAAGUUUUCGGAAUAUUGACCGGAGGUGACGAGCGUCAGGGCACGACUUACUUUUCCAGGAUAAACGACGUGUUUGACGAUAUCAAAGAUGUCACCGGCGCAGUUGAAGUCAGAAUCGCUCCAGUACCAGUUUCUGCUACUGUUGUCUUGGGCAGCGCUGUCGUAGCUGAUCUCUCGACCCGCGCCGAGCGAGGAAAGUACAUUGGAUACGCUGGAAUUGGAAUUGCACUAGGACCGACUCUUGGCCCCGUUAUCGGUGGGCUGUUGAACCAGUUUCUGGGGUGGCGAUCGAUAUUUUGGUUCCUGGUCAUUCUAUCCGGUGUUUGCCUUGUGGUAAUCCUCAUCGUCUUCCCUGAAACAUGUCGAGCUGUUGUGGGCAAUGGGUCAGUGCCGCCAGCCUCGUGGAAUCGCCCACUGUGGACGUUAUUCGUCCGAACAUCACGAUUCCAUAACGAACAAGAGAUCGCCGAUCACACUACCAUCCAGGAACUGAAGCGGCGCCCAAAUCCGUUUUCAGCUCUCUUGAUAGCCACACAGAAAGAGAUGGGGUUGGUUCUCUUGUACGGAUCUAUUUUGUACGCAGGGUAUAUGGCCAUUAUCAGCACUUUGUCGACCGAGUUGGCGGCUCGAUUUGGAUUCAAUUCCAUUCAAAUUGGACUGUGUUAUCUUCCCAUGGGCAUUGGAAGCAUAAGCUCACGCUGGGUAGUUGGCCGACUCUUGGACUGGAACUUCCGCCGCGAGGCACAGUUGCAAGGAAUGACCAUUCACAAGAACCGGCAGCAGGAAAUUGAAAAAUUCAAUGUUGAGCGAGCGCGCCUGGCGAUCUCUCUCCCAUUGAUCUACUUGGCCAGUUUUUGCAUCUUAGCUUACGGCUGGGUGAUGCAAUAUCGCACUGCGCUGGCGGGUCCCCUCGUCAUGUUGUUCUUCACUGGUCUUACAACCACGAGCGCAUUCAACACCCUGAGCACUCUGGUUAUCGAUAUCAACUACCAAAGCGUUGCUACGGCUGCGGCGGCGAAUAAUCUAUUCCGCUGUCUUAUGGGCGCUGGAGCCACGGCUAUUGCACCACCUCUCAUCAAAUCCAUCGGCAUUGGAUGGACAGCUACAUUCAUCGCUGGCCUUUGGGUAUUGGGUAGUCCUGCUGUAUGGAUUGUUUUCUACCGGGGGUACCGCUGGAGAAGGGAACUUUCCCACAAGGGGGAGGAAGAAUCCAAGAAUCCGUCUGAUUUGUGA